UCCUUGUUUGUCUGAUUGAUUCUCUCUGCCUGCCUCUCCUCAGACUGACGAUGGCUGAAGACCAGCUGUUUGUAUCACAGGACGAGUUUACCUGCUCGGUGUGUCUGGACACCCUGACUGACCCCGUGUCACUGCAUUGUGGUCACAGUUUCUGUCUGAAGUGCCUCACAAACUACUGGGAUCAGAGCCAAGAGUGCAGCUGUCCUCAGUGCAGACACACCUUCAUGCUGAGGCCUGAACUGAAGAGAAACACUCUGCUGAAUGAAGUCAUCAACAAAUUAAAGAAGAAGGCACUCAGUCCUCCUCCUCUUCCAUCUAAGAAUUAUGUCAGCCGUGGAGAUGUGGAGUGUGACUUCUGUACUGGGAAGAAGUUCAGAGCGGUGAAGUCCUGUCUCACCUGCAUGGCCUCCUACUGUCAGACUCACCUGCAGCCUCACCUUGAAGUAGCGGCCCUGAAGCACCACAAGCUGGUUAAUCCUAAUAGAAAUCUGAAGGAAAAACUCUGUGUAAAACAUCAGAAAAGCUUGGAGAUGUUUUGUAAAACUGAUGAGAAGUGUAUCUGCAUGAUGUGUGGAAUGACUGAACAUGAUGGUCAUGAAAAGGUCGAGCUGGAGACAGAAAGAGAAGGAAAACAGAAACAGCUGGGGUUGACACGGAGUGAAAUUAGGAGGAGACUUGAAGAGAAAGAGAAGAAACUGAAGGAGACGAGGAGGACAGUGGAGAAGAUGAAGAUCUCUGUGGAAAAAGUGAUGGAGGAACAUGAUAAGAGCUUCACUGAUCUGAUACGGUGCAUUGAGGAAGCCCACAAGAAACUGACUGAGAAGAUCAGAGAACAAGAAAAGAGAGAAAUGGAGAAGGCUGAAGGAGUCAUGGAGCAACUGGAGAAGGAGAUCAAGGAGCUGAAGAGGAGAGAAGCUGAGCUGAAGGAGCUUUCAGAGACCAAGGACCAUCUCCACUUCCUGCAGACUUUCUCAUCUCGCUGUGUCCUUCCUGUUGAUGAAGACUCGCUCAGCUUCACUGUCACUGCUGAUUUCUCUUCUGAGGACCUGCUAAAGGAGCUGUCAUGUCUGAAAAGGCGUCUGGAGAAGAUCGGCCAGUGGGACACCCUGCCUUUGACUCCAUCAGGUCGUGAAGCUCCAGUCUUCACCCUACUGCCUCCUGAACAUCAGAGCAGAGAGGAGUUUUUACAAUACUUCUGUCCCCUCACUCUGGACAUCAACACGGCAAACAGAGACCUCCAUCUAUUAGAAGGAAACAAGAAGGUGACAUGGGAGGAGACAAAAGCCAAAUAUCCUGAUCAUCCUGACAGAUUUGACUGCUGGCCUCAAGUUUUGUGCAGAGAGGCUCUGACUGGGAAUCGCUGUUACUGGGAGGUGGAGUGCAGUGCAGGUGAUGUGGUGAUUGGAGUUGCAUAUAAAGGACUGAGCAGGAAAGGAGCUGGCUGGGAGUGCGGCCUUGGAAACAACAACAAGUCCUGGUGUUUGCUGUGUUCUCAAUCCCAGUACUCUGUGUGGCACAAUGACAAGCACACUGUAAUCAGCGCCCCCUACAGCCCCAGAGUAGGUGUGUAUCUGGACUGGCCUGCUGGCUCUCUGUCAUUUUAUAGCGUCUCACACACAAUGACCCUCCUGCACAGGUUCAACACCUCCUUCACUGAGCCCCUCUAUCCAGGGUUUUGGCUUAAUGAUUACUGCAGUGUAACAAUCAGCCAUCUGACAGCAUGUGACCACUGACCAGUAACCCCCACCGGUCACUUGAUGUCCUUACAAGUGCAGGUCCUCUUUGUGUUUGUAGUUUGGCAUGAAAUUAAUUUUACAGGACGGGUGGGUUGGGGGGUCUGCACCACUGUGAUUGAAUUUGUGGAUGAGAAUGUGCGGCUGUCAGUGUCUCCAUUAUUAUUGGGUUUGAGUAGCCAAUCAGGUAUGUGUGUCAUAAUGAGAGGCGGAGACACCUAGGAUCUACAAAUACCAGUAUGACCAGCAGGGGUCACUGUUGAUUCACAGCCACAUAUCUUUCAAGCUGACACCCCAACAACUACUGAGGCCCCCCAAGUGUCACUGAAUGUCACCUGUUAAGUAGGACAGGCAUGUGGUCCUGCUGGAUCAGCACAACUGAAAGGCGCUAUACAGACUCAGUAUGGAGAGCUCUUGAAUAGUGACUGUAUGUAGGAGCAGAGAGUGACAGAUGGGACUGGAGUGUUGUCCACUCACUAGACAUUUUGUGACCCUCCAUUGGUCACUCAAAGGGUCCUUCACUUCAGAAUGAGUUCACUGUGAAUAUCUGAAGACGAGGACUCACCGGUCAGUCAGAUGUCAGCCAUACUGACAGAGUUUGGUGUUUUAGUUGAUGUCACAUUAAACUUUAAACUGCACCUCCUCCUUGUCCCCAGAUUUGUCACUCUUGGUACCCUGAAAGCUCCAACAUCUUCA
Molecule: messenger RNA, 2429 nt
Organism: Polypterus senegalus (gray bichir)
Lineage: Eukaryota; Metazoa; Chordata; Cladistia; Polypteriformes; Polypteridae
Product: tripartite motif-containing protein 16-like
Exons: 6
Coding region: 51-1733 (560 amino acids)
Molecular function (GO): zinc ion binding; protein binding
Source: RefSeq, a predicted model, not a curated record